Messenger RNA from Brassica napus (rape), 1505 nucleotides. RefSeq lists its product as uncharacterized. The transcript has 3 exons. The record is from RefSeq and is a predicted model, not a curated record. The coding region runs from base 901 to 1374 and encodes 157 amino acids. NCBI's taxonomy places the organism in Eukaryota, Viridiplantae, Streptophyta, Magnoliopsida, Brassicales, Brassicaceae.
AACAUGAUUUCCAACACUUAAACUAAUUCCUGAUAUACUUCAUAUCUAAACACUAUGUUUUGUGAAGUUUCUGACACUGAACAAAUUUCCCGAAGUACAUUUUGAAACACUAUAUUUUCAUAUUAAAUAAGUUAUCCAAAACCAAAGCCGUAAAGAAAACCCAAACGAAACCCCAAAACAGUUUUUUUAGGUUAUCUACAUUCAUGCUCUGAACAGGCUGGGGUUAGCUGUUGAAGCCCGAUGUAUCAAUCCGGAGUCUCUGUACGGUUAGUGUCUGAAGGUCAAGACAUUGAAGGCCGGUGGUAUUGGGUCUAUUUUGGAUAUGCGCCUCCGACGUUAAUACUAUUAGUACAAGCACAUCAAACUGAUCCUUUGGUCACUAAUAGUUUGGUCACAUAAUAGAUUUUUGGAAUAGACUUAGUUUCAUCGUGCAUGUACUUGAUGUCAAAUUUAGGAAGACUAAGUGAUGAUUCAUUUUGAGUCGUGGAGUGGAUUCAUCUAAAUGUGGUUAAAAAAAUACAAUGAUGGCGAUUAGGUAAACUUGAAUCCAAUUUAGUGAUUCGGAGUGAUACUAGUCUAGAUAGCCUUAUAGUGCAUGACUGCCUGUAGUAUAAUUUAUGUUGAGGUUACAGCUUUGUACCAAAAUUAGUGUGAAGUUGAGCAAAAAAAUAAAAAAAAAAUAAAACAUUUUUGGAAAUGGCUCAAAGACGUCUUGGAGAUGCGCUCGUGUCAGCGGUUAUUGUUGAUAACCGGAAGAUGCCAAAGAACCGGGUGUAAGUUUGGAAUCUCGUCGGUUAUUGAUCCGGUUUAUCAUCCCUGCGAUCGAUUUCCAUAAGCGACCUGGUUUUGAUCUUCAUAACUAGUACUAGAGUUUGAAGAUCACAAACGUGAAGGAAAUAUAUGGAAAAACCAAGAAAUCUUUUUAUGGUUUCUUCCUUCUUAAUGGCGUUUUUAUUUGCUUAUUCUGCAUCUGUCCAGCUUAAUGAUUCUGAUUGGUAUCUUUGGCUUCCUCUGUACGCACUAGCUUCUGCAGUUAAUCUGAUCAACUCAAGAAAAAUAUGUAAUAAAUCAAGAAGAAUUAGACAGAUAACGAGAACAGCUCUUAGCUUGGGUUUGUUCUUGUUGGUUAAAGUCAUUACGGAGGAUGUCAUAACAGAGAGGGUUGGAAUCUUGUCUUUGGAUCUCACUCAUAGAGUUGUGAGAGAGAAGAUCGGAAGUGGUUUGGUGAUAGCUUCUAUGGUUCUGCAACUACAAGCUUCUUGUUCAAUACCGAAAGAGAAGUCCGUUGACUUUGGGAUGGCUGCAACUGUAAUCUUUGGCUAUGGACUUCCCUUUUGGUUCUUCACCAUACAGAAUGGAGAAAUCAAGAUUUAACUACUUUUCUUAUUUUGAUUAUGUAUGUUAUAAUUACAUUCAUUCGCAAUGUCGCUACGACCUAGAACUGGCUGCAAAUCAGAUAAAGCUGUCUAAUAAGAUUCAAUGAGAAAGUAAAAGAUUGAAACAAA